Molecule: messenger RNA, 5155 nt
Organism: Equus quagga
Lineage: Eukaryota; Metazoa; Chordata; Mammalia; Perissodactyla; Equidae
Gene: ZNF502
Product: zinc finger protein 502
Exons: 4
Coding region: 1770-4082 (770 amino acids)
Source: RefSeq, a predicted model, not a curated record
GAAUUUUACUUGUAUUUUGGAUGUAGAGACUAUUGCUUUUCCGUGGCCAAAGUUAUGCAGUUUUGUCCUUUGUAGUUUGUGCUUUUUUGCAUAAUGCUUAAAAGUCUUUCCUAACCUUAAAAGCAAUCAUUUGUCAGUAUUUUAUUAUGUGGUUUCAUAUUUUUACACUUAACCUUUUAAUCAGUUUAGAUCUAUUUUGGUAUGUGGUGUGAAGUAGGAAUCUCACUAAGUGUUUUUUUCCAGGUAUUUAAGCAACAGUUCCAACAUGAUUUAUGAAUAAUCAAAUUUUUAUGAUUAGAAAUGCAAACUCUAUUACAUAUUCAAUUCUUCUAUUUAUUUCUCUAAUGGUAUUAGGAAUCUCUGAAAUCAAAAUCCAGAGUUAAACUUCCUUUUAAAUGUGUAAACUCACUGUUGAGGUUUUCCUAGCCACACUCCUGUGAUGAUUUUAUCUGUUACUCCCAAGAUUGCACUUACUCCCUUUAUGACAAAAACUCUGUAAGUUUUCAGCCCACACCUCUCUCCUCUAUUCCAGAUCCUUAUGCCUACUUUCUUUGUGGGUAUUUCAAAACUAAAUGUAUCUUCUUCCUCCCCAAACCUGUGUUCCCACACUCAGUAAAGGUCACUGUUGUCACUCAAGCCAAAAACCGGCAAAUCAUCCUUGACUUCUCCCUGUCCCUUAUACCUGCCCCCAAAUUCAUCCAAUCCUGUGGACUCUGUCUCUUAGGUGGUCCAGUCGCCUUAGUGGACUGCGGAAACGACCUCCCAAGGGGUCUUCCACCCUAUACCUUGGCUCCCCACCUUCUACCCCUUCUGCAGACUUUUUCUCUACACGUUGGACAGAAGGAUGUGUUUUUUUUUUUUUUUUUUUUUAAACAGCAGAUCUAAUCAUGUCACUUUUUUUUUCCAAACCCCUUUUAUGGCUUUCUGCUCGCUUUAGGGCAAAUUCCCUAAAAUGAUUUGCAGGAUUAUAUUUGAUCUGGCCUUUGCUUGCCUCAAGUUUCAUAUCUUAUAUGCUUAAUUAAUAUGCUUAAUACUUUGUGAUACUGGAUCUCUUUUAUUUUUCCAAAGUAUUGGGCUUGAUUCAUUUUGUAUAUUCUGUUUUAUUUCUCUGAUACAUUCUUUUCCCUCUUUAUCUAAUUCCUAUUUAUCUCUUUCAGAAAGGCUUUCUUUCUCAGACUAGAUUAGGUCCCCUCUGCUCUACAUCCCAUAGCACCCCAUAUUUCUACUUUUGUAAUUUGCAUAUUUGUAAUUACUGGUUUAGUGUCUUUGCCUAGCUGUGCUGUAAGCUCUGGGCAGGUAGGGGCAUGUCUGACUUUUUCUCCACUGUCUACCUCUGAUUAUACCCAAACCACACUGUACCACAUGAGUCGCUGUAGGAUUGCGCAGUGGGUCCCCUUUAUGCUCCUCCUAAGGAAGAGGAUUAGGAAAUCCCAGACAGGAUCCUCUUAAACCUUUAAAACUCAACACAGAGGCACAGACCUUGAUCAGGACCAGCCUUGUUAUGUACUUCAGCAGAUUCAUCCUAUUCUUUCCUGCCUCCUAAGCUCUUGAUUAUGGUAAAACCAUCUCUCUGUCUUUGUUUCCUUGAAAUAAUGCUGCCAAUUCUACUUCUCACUUCAGGAUUAUAUGGAGAGAUAUUUUUGGAUGAACAGUUGUGAUUUUGACGUUCCAAACACCAGAAACUCUCUGUGCUAUUUUUGCAAAUCUUUUGGCUCCCAGUUUUCCACCCUUGAAGUGUUUUACAAUCAAAGCAAAGAGAAGAUUUGUGGAUGUUGAAUAUGCAUGGAGCUGAAGAGAGAGAGAUUGGAAGAGAGAUUUGUCCAGGUUGGGUGAACAAGACUACUUCAGAGCAGGAUGUCUCUGUAAUUGAUUCACCAGGGAUGGUAGCAAAGAGACUCCAAGAGGAUGAAUACCAGGAUUCUGCAUUCGAAGAAGCAUAUGGAUGUGAGAGCAUGAAGGGAAACUCUCCCCGAGAGUUUCCUGGGCCAGGCCUUUUCCAGGAAGGAGGUUUUGGGGAAAUAACUUUCAUCCACAAAGAAGCCCCUCCUGAGAUGUUUAGCCAAGAAUAUCAUUUUGAAAAAAGCUUGCUUUUGACCUCAAGCCUUGUUAAACAUCUCAGGGUUUCUACGGAAGAGAGCUUACAUCAGUGGGAGACAAGUAGCAUACACACCAAUGAGAUUUCAGACCAGGGUAAAUGUCCAGCCCUUUCCACACAGAAAAAGUCUUGGAAAUGUAACGAAUGUGGAAAAACUUUUACUCAGAGCUCAUCUCUUACCCAACAUCAGAGAACUCAUACUGGAGAGAGACCCUAUGCAUGUGAGGAAUGUGGGAAAGCCUUUAGUCGUAGUUCAUUUCUUGUUCAACAUCAAAGAAUUCACACUGGAGUGAAACCAUAUGGAUGUGAGCAAUGUGGGAAAACAUUUCGAUGUCGAUCGUUUCUCACUCAGCAUCAGAGAAUCCACACUGGAGAGAAACCUUAUAAAUGUAAUGAGUGUGGGAAUUCUUUCCGCAAUCAUUCACAUCUCACUGAACAUCAGAGGAUUCACACUGGAGAGAAACCUUAUAAAUGUAAUAGGUGUGGGAAGGCAUUCAAUCAGAACACACACCUCAUUCAUCAUCAGAGGAUUCACACUGGUGAGAAACCUUACUUAUGCAAUGAAUGUGGCUCUUCUUUUCGCAAACACUCAAAUCUUACACAGCAUCAGAGAAUCCACUCUGGGGAAAAACCCCAUAAAUGUGAUGAAUGUGGGAAAACUUUCCAAACAAAGGCAAACCUGUCUCAGCAUCAGAGAAUUCAUACUGGAGAGAAACCCUAUAAAUGUAAGGAAUGUGGCAAGGCUUUUUGUCAGAGCCCCUCCCUUAUUAAACACCAGCGAAUUCAUACUGGAGAGAAACCCUAUAAAUGUAAGGAAUGUGGCAAAGCUUUUACUCAGAGCACUCCCCUCACUAAGCAUCAGAGAAUUCAUACAGGGGAGAGACCCUACAAAUGCAGUGAAUGUGGCAAAGCCUUCAUUCAGAGCAUUUGCCUUAUUCGGCAUCAGAGAAGUCACACUGGAGAAAAACCCUAUAAAUGCACUGAAUGUGGGAAGGGCUUUAAUCAGAAUACCUGCCUCACUCAGCAUAUGAGAAUUCAUACUGGAGAGAAGCCCUAUAAAUGUAAAGAGUGUGGGAAAGCCUUUGCUCAUAGCUCAUCUCUCACUGAACAUCAUAGAACUCACACUGGUGAGAAGCUCUAUAAAUGUAGUGAGUGUGAGAAAACCUUCCGCAAGUAUGCACACCUUAGUGAACAUUACAGGAUUCACACUGGUGAGAAGCCUUAUGAAUGCAUUGAAUGUGGAAAUGAAUGUGGAAAAUUCUUUACUCAGAGAUCAUCCCUUAUCCAGCAUCAGAGGAUUCACACAGGAGAAAAGCCCUAUGUGUGUAGUGAAUGUGGAACUUGUUUCUGUAAACGGUCAAAUCUUACUCAACAUCUGAGGAUUCAUACGGGAGAGAAACCUUAUAAAUGUAAUGAAUGUGAGAAAGCCUUUCAAACAAAAGCAGUCCUUGUUCAGCAUCUGAGAAUUCAUACUGGAGAAAAACCCUAUAAAUGCAAUGAAUGUGGCAAGGCCUUUUGUCAGAGUCCAUCCCUUAUUAAACACCUGCGAAUUCAUACUGGAGAGAAACCCUAUAAAUGCACUGAAUGUGGCAAGGCCUUCAGUCAGAGCAUAUGCCUUAUGCGUCAUCAGAGAAGUCAUUCUGGAGAUAAACCUUAUAAGUGCAAAGAAUGUGGGAAAGCCUUCAAUCAGAGUGCAUGCCUCAUGCAGCAUCAGAGAAUCCAUUCGGGAGAGAAGCCCUACACGUGUACUGAAUGUGGAAAAGCCUUCACUCAGAACUCUUCGCUUGUUGAACAUGAGAGAACUCACACUGGAGAGAAACUUUAUAAGUGUAGUGAGUGUGAAAAAACUUUCCGCAAGCAAGCACACCUUAGUGAACAUUACAGAAUUCAUACUGGAGAAAAACCUUAUGAAUGUGUUGAAUGUGAGAAAUCCUUUAGGCACAGUUCAGCGCUUGUUCGGCAUCAGAGGCUUCAUGCUGGACAAUAAAACUUGGGACAUGACCAGUGUGUUAAGUUUAAGACUUAAUCUUAAUUUUCAGCUGGUAUGAAUGUUUUGUAUGUUGAACAAGAGGCACUGUAUCCUAAAAGCUAAGAAAAUAGACUCAGAACUAAAUAGCCUUGAGUUUGAUGCCUUGUCUGUCACUUAAUGGGUGUGUGACCUUAUCCUCUCUGAUCCUCGGUCCACCUCCCCCAGACAAUAAUGAGGAUACUUACUAGGGUUGUCUUGAGAAUAAAAUGAGUAUGUAAUAAAACCCGCCAUUAAUUGGUUUUGAGAUAUACAUGUUCUGGAAGUUUAUAAAUCUGGGUGUUGAAAAUAAGUAGAGUUCAGCAUUAGUUUUUUUGUUGUUGUUGUUCUCCUAAUGUGUUUUUCCUUAAGAACAUUCUUGGAAUGUACAUUAUUGGAUUUAAUUUCACUUCAAGCUCUACCCUUCUCUUUGCCAUGAAGAGGGGAGACUUGCUGAAACUAACUGAAUUAAAAACUCCCAUUGCAGGACUUUUGUGUGUGUUUGGGGGCUGGUGGUGAGGAGAAGGCACAUGAGAAUAGAGAGGGGUGGAAGAGAGAAGAGAAUAUAAGCACGUUGAGGAGGAUGUGGCUUGACUUGUCUUAAACACUAAACUAUUACGGGAAGGAGAAAGUAGGAGACAUUGAAUUCUCAGGUGCCGCCAGCAGGUGGUGCACUGAGCAACAACUAGCUGCCUUUCAAAGGAAGGUGAGAACAGUGUCGGGGAUGUGUAUGGGUUGGGGGUACCUCACUUACAACAAAGAAUGGCUUGUUAAAGCUCUAAAGAAGCAAAGAAAUCAAAGGAUACUUUUGAUGGUGCUUCCUGCAAUGCUAAUCAACUAUUUAAUGUAAACAAGCACAUCUAACACUAACAGUACCUUUGUAGGAAGGUCGGAGCUAUAUUCCACAUUCGAAAGUCAAAGAAAAAGAGAGAAAAUACUUAGACUUGCUCAAAGUCAAACAGGUAAUGUCAGAAUUGAAUCUCAAUCGGAAUUCUGUUUUUAUAGUACCAAACUCACAUACAGGUAAUUUUCCAUCAUUGAACCUUUCCAUUAAA